AUGUUGUCCAACAGACUUAUAUUAUUAUCACUCUCCAUGAUCAUUAUUGGAUUAAUCUCCAAUACUUAUGCACUUGAGGAUACAAUCAUUGACAAUGACUUUGAUGAAUGGGAUGUCAAUGUGUGUGUUCGUUUGCCUGGUGGCUGCCGUCCACGUCUGGUUACAUGUACCAAGGGUUGUGAUGAUGGUAACCUGUGUACGGUGGACACCUGUGUGAAUGGUGCUUGUGUCCAUGCUCCCAUCACCUGUAACGACAACAACCCCUGUACCGUGGACUCUUGUGGACCGACUGGAUGCAUCUACACUCCCGUGUCAUGUAAUGACAACAAUGCCUGUACCGUGGACUCGUGUGGACCUGCAGGUGGAUGCAUCAACAUGCCCCUGUCAUGUGGCGACUCCAACGCCUGUACCGUGGACUCGUGUGACAACAGCACGGGAUGUGUCCACGUGCCCAUCCAGUGUGAUGACGCCAACCCUUGCACGACCGACUCGUGUGGCUCCAAUGGCUGUGAGCAUGUGGCUGUAUCCUGUGAUGAUGGCAAUGCCUGCACGCUGGACUCGUGUGAUGACAGUACCGGAUGUGUCCACAAGCCUGUAUCCUGUGACGAUGGCAACAGCUGUACGAACGACGCCUGCCACACCACACUGGGUUGCCAACACAUCAACAUAGCCUGUGACGACUCCAACGCAUGUACCUCGGACACUUGUGAUGUAGUCAAUGGUUGCCAACACCAUCCUCUGUCGUGCGAUGACAACAACGCCUGUACCUAUGACUCGUGUGACAACUCGACGGGCUGCUCCAACACGCCAAUCUCGUGCGAUGACAAUGACCCUUGUACUGAGGAGUUCUGUGACCCUGCGACCGGCUGCCAGAGCUCGCCAACACCAUGUGAUGACGCCAACGCCUGCACAACAGACAGCUGUGACCAGACCAAGGGCUGCCAGCACGUGGCCAUCGCAUGUGAUGACUCCAACGCCUGUACCUUUGACAGCUGUGACAACAGCACUGGUUGUCUACAUACUGCUCUGGCCUGUGAUGAUACCAACGCAUGCACUGUGGACAGCUGCCACCAGGUCCAUGGAUGUCUACACGUGCCCUUGUCUUGCGACGACACCAACUCAUGUACUGAGGAUAGUUGCGACCAGAACACGGGCUGCCAGAACAAGGAGAUAGCCUGUGACGAUUCCAAUGCUUGUACCUUCGACAGCUGUGACCAGGCCACGGGCUGCCACCACACACCAGUGAUCUGUGAUGACCAGAACGCCUGUACGGUUGAGAGCUGUGACAAUGCUACGGGCUGUGUCUACUCGCCAGUGAGCUGUGAUGACGCAGAUCCAUGUACACUUGACUCGUGUGACCGCGCCACUGGAUGCCAACACUCCCCAAUGUCCUGUGACGAUGGCAACGCAUGCACUCUCGACUCUUGUCAGUAUGUUGGCUGCCAACACGUGCCAGUGGGUUGCCCUGACUCUGACGCCUGCCAUGUUGGCUACUGUGACAACUCGACUGGCUGUGAACAAGCGCCCGUGUCCUGUGACGAUGGUGACCAGUGCACAACAGACAGCUGUGACCCUGUCAACGGCUGCCAGACCACGCCAGUGUCAUGUGAUGACAACAACGCCUGUACGACCGAUGCCUGCAGCAGUACACAGGGCUGCACUCACCGACCAGUGGCCUGUGACGACCACAACGCGUGCACAGUGGAGAGAUGUGACCCUGUCCGUGGAUGCCAGAGCUCUCCGGUCAACUGUGACGAUGGAGACCAAUGUACGGUGGACAGUUGCGAUCGCUCGAGUGGCUGUGUGCAUACGCCGGUUAGCUGCAACGGAAACGGCCAUUCAAAGUGCGUGUCGAAUGAGUGUGACCGCGUGCGUGGCUGUCUGAACAGGACCAUCAGCUGUGACGAUGGUAACGCGUGCACUACCGACAGCUGUGAUCCGGCCCAAGGUUGCCAGCACCAAUCAAUCAACUGUGACGAUGGAGACAAGUGUACUAUCGACAGUUGUGAUCGCGUCAAAGGAUGUCUUCACGUCAACGAUCCCAGUUGCAACAAGGUCACUGUUACCCGACCACCAGUCACCUUACCUCCAGUCAUCGUGACCGUUCCGCCAGUCAUCGUGACCACUCCACCAGUUGUUGUCACAACACCAACAUGUUCAUGUGAUGAAUGUUGUGGCGAUCAAUGUUGUUGGGAUGUUGUAGUAUUGGUUGAUUGA
Molecule: messenger RNA, 2217 nt
Organism: Acytostelium subglobosum LB1
Lineage: Eukaryota; Evosea; Eumycetozoa; Acytosteliales; Acytosteliaceae
Exons: 2
Coding region: 1-2217 (738 amino acids)
Source: RefSeq, a predicted model, not a curated record